Messenger RNA from Oncorhynchus gorbuscha (pink salmon), 3790 nucleotides. Its product is annotated as thyrotropin-releasing hormone receptor-like. Gene Ontology annotation, cellular component: membrane. The coding region runs from base 586 to 1779 and encodes 397 amino acids. Gene Ontology annotation, biological process: phospholipase C-activating G protein-coupled receptor signaling pathway. The transcript is spliced from 2 exons. The record is from RefSeq and is a predicted model, not a curated record. Gene Ontology annotation, molecular function: thyrotropin-releasing hormone receptor activity. Lineage: Eukaryota; Metazoa; Chordata; Actinopteri; Salmoniformes; Salmonidae.
CUAACUCAUUUAUUGCUUUAGGCUUUUCCAAAGAGUACAUUCUUUACACUGUACAUGUUUUAAGUCCAUUGUUUACAUUUGAAUUCCCUGCUCUAUCAUGCCUACAGGGCUUUUCUGUUGGCUACAACCACACUAUCAGAACAGCUGGUAGAGAGUAAAGUCACAGUCAAGACGCUCUUUGGAGCUCUGUGCGUAAUGACAAGGCAGUCUUCUCAGACUGGAGUUGCGCGUGCCAUGUCACAUCUCUUUACUUUACCUCUUGGCUUUUACUGGCAGUUUGCCUAACUUCGUGCAUAAAGAGGACUAAAACAUGGGUAAACGGCACUAAAAUCCAAACCUGGUCUUCGUAAUCAUCGAAUAUGUUUUGCUCGCUCGAUUUUGUAUGAUAUAUAUAUAUAUAUCUCUUUCAUAACCUCAUGGAAUUAGUUUGCUUUUAUGUUGGAUAAGUAAUACAAAAUACUUUAUUGAAUAAUGACUUGGUUUUGGAACUAAUUUAAUUUAAAGGGAGCUCUCGAGGCUAUUUUAAAUGUAAAGCCUGUGUCUGAAAUGAAUUACUCCUCCAAGUGAACUGGACAGAACUAAACCAUGGAGAAUGUUACUUCAAUUCCAGAUAACCAGACGCUUGGUCCAUGGACUGAUUAUAGCAUGGAAUACAAAGUGGUCAGCAUAUUUUUUGUGAUUCUCAUCUGUGGGAUAGGAAUAGUUGGAAAUGUUAUGGUGAUUCUAGUUGUUCUUACAACCAAACACAUGCGGACACCCACCAACUGUUACCUGGUGAGUUUGGCCGUGGCCGACCUGAUGGUUCUGACGGCGGCGGGACUGCCGAAUAUUACACAGAGUUUGUAUGGAGGAGGCUGGGUGUACGGAUACGUCGGGUGCCUUAGCAUCACUUAUUUCCAGUACUUGGGCAUCAACGCGUCUUCGUGCUCUAUCACCGCUUUCACUAUUGAGCGGUACAUAGCCAUCUGCCACCCCAUAAAAGCGCAGUUUAUGUGCACUCUGUCAAGAGCAAAGAAAAUCAUAGUGGUCGUUUGGGCUUUUACCUCGCUCUACUGCGCCAUGUGGUUUUAUCUGUCUGACAUAAACGAGUUGAUUUACGACAAUAUUACCGUGGUCUCAUGCGAAUACAAAGUGUCAAGAAAUCUUUACCUGCCAUUUAUCUACUUCACGGACUUUGCCAUGUUCUACGUGGUGCCCCUCAUGCUAGCCACGGUUCUGUAUGGAUUUAUCGCUAGAAUUCUUUUCCUCAACCCAUUGCCGGCUGACCUCAAGGAAAACACAAAGUGGAAAAAAGAAUCACACCAAGGAAAUAGGAUGACGAGCACCAACAAUUCAUCCUGUAGCACAACCAUCCGCUCUCGCAGGCAGGUGACUAAGAUGUUAGCUGUGGUGGUGGUGCUCUUUGCCCUCCUCUGGAUGCCCUACCGGACGCUGGUGGUGGUAAACUCCUUCCUGGACAAGCCUUACCUGGACCUCUGGUUCCUACUCUUCUGCCGCAUCUGCAUCUACCUGAACAGCGCCGUCAACCCGGUCAUCUACAACGCCAUGUCUCAGAAGUUUCGCACCUCCUUCAAGAAGUUGUGUCACUGCGGUCCGCAGCGACUGGAGAAGCCGGCAUCUUACAGCUUGGCCCUGACCUACAGUGCCAUCAAGGACACAACCAAUGGAGAGAGCCCUGACCACUUCACUACUGAGAUGGAUGAGCUGGCCACACCCACAUCCAGUGACCAGUUCCUGCCCAGCACCAAGAGGAUAUCAUUCGAGGACACCUCUCUGUAAGGCAGGGUUGCCCUUUGCACUGCCUGACGGAAAAAAAGAACUCCAUUCAGGCAACAAUGAUUACCUGAAAGGAUCUUCUUAUCCUUAAGCUCUAGUUUGUGAAUUCAAAAUGGUCUCCAGCAGCAUACUUCCAAUUCUAUUCUAUAACUCAUUUUCUGUCGAGGAAUUGAUUUAAUAUUUGAGCAGUACAACGGCAAACAUUAAAUGCCCAAAAAUGUGUUGUUAACAGAGGUACUACUUCAUUUCUUUAUCUAGCAUGGUGAAAAUAUAUUCUCCCCUCUCUCUGUAGCCAUCUUAGCACAAAGCACCCAAUUAUAGGCAUGGUUUAAAUCCGUCCUAAACAUUGUGUGACACACACAUUUCAUUUCCAAGGUAAUGAAAUGUGUGUGUGUGUGUGUGUGUGUGUGUGUGUGUGUGUGUGUGUGUGUGUGUGUGUGUGUGUGUGUGUGUGUGUGUGUGUGUGUGUGUGUGUGUGUGUGUGUGUGUGUGUGUGUGUGUGUGUGUGUGUGUGUGUGUGUGUGUGUGUGUGUUCGUGUGUGUGUUUUAAAGAUAAGCUCACUCUACAGGAGGAAUCAAACUGUCUGGGCUGUUGUUAAAACCACCCUGCUACCUUCCAUGUUUUAAAACAGCACAGGGAGAAUGUGAUCACUGACCACAUUUCAAAGGCAGAAUUCAAAGGAGGCAGAGUAUCAAAACCAUCUCUGCUCAAGGGGUGUAAAUAUCACACAUUGCUUUAAAUUGAAACCUGCCUGUCAGGGAAAUAGAGAUGAGGUGGGAUGAAGUUUAUUUAAAGGUUACAGAUGAUGAAAAGGACUGAUAACAAAGCAAUGACACGCCGGAUCUGUCAUCCGUUUGAUUCCUCAAUACCAUUUGACUUAUAGUAACCUAAUUGGCUAAGAGGUUCACCCGAUAUGAAACGUUCCGCAGGGGCUCGUGUCAAAAAUGCAGCAUGGUUAAACAUCCUGCUGUAUCUGUAAUGGACUACUGUGGUGUGGAUUCAAUCAACAAGUGUUGGAAGGUCCAGAGUCAAUAGCGAGAAAGAUCUUUGAUGACUCAGACACCUGGGUGGUUGAUGGUUGUCUCUAGGUCAGGGGCCUGACAUGACCAGACCAAACAUUAUGUUGACAUCCUCAACAGCAGAGACUAAUGGUAGCAUUUCCCUAUAAUGGAUCCCCCCAAGCACAACCCGCAGAGCAAAGGGGAGAUGAGAGGAUUCAUCAAUGCCAAAGUGUUCUACUUUGUAGAUUUGAGGGAGGCUGGUGAGUCAUGGUACAGCCAUAAGGCACGGGCACAGUGUCAAAAAAAAGAAAGAAAAAGCAUAAAAGGAAUGAGCAUUGAUUUCAUUUAGAAUUCAAAUAAGGAAAAAAAUAGAACGUUUGUUGUUGUUUAUUUUAUACUGAUGAAACGCCCUCUCUGUCCCUUUUUAGGAUGCUGUAUAAAUGCUUGCAAUUGAUUGUGCGUUGCCGUGUGAAAUUGAUGUACGAUGUACAUUUUCGAUGUACGUUUCAAUUCAUACCUUUGUACCAUUUACAUUGUGUCUGCCAGUAGAGCUAUUUUGUAAUAACGUUGUUUUGUUUUGUUGACUUUUAUUGUUUCUUUCCAUCAAUAUACAGUAUUUUACUAUGGAGCGAUCAAUGUGGAGCUACGCUCUUCUUCUUUGGUAACACUACAACUACAGUAGGUUUCAAAGAAGGUAAGUGCAAUAAUGAUCUGUCCCUCUUGCACUUUCAUCUACUAUCUCCGUUGCACAGUUUCCACCAUUAGAGGGAGUGAUGCCUGGUAGCGAGUUUGCAGCAUGGACACUGUAAAACAAAAUGAUGUUGUGGUGUGAUUUCAAAAAGACAGACAUCUAUGUGCAGUAUACAGUUAUUCUUCAGUCGGCAAUGUUGUGUAUCCUGGUCUCCCUUUGGCAGUUCUCUGCAUUGUACAAUCUACCCUUGUUUGUUUGGAUGGUUUGUGUUAUUGUAUUUUGUAUUGUCAUUUGUCUAUAAUAAAAUGAUCAUUGAUCAUG